This is a messenger RNA of Carassius auratus (goldfish), 2297 nucleotides long. RefSeq names its product sodium-dependent neutral amino acid transporter B(0)AT3-like. Gene Ontology annotation, biological process: nitrogen compound transport; sodium ion transmembrane transport; amino acid transport. The record is from RefSeq and is a predicted model, not a curated record. NCBI's taxonomy places the organism in Eukaryota, Metazoa, Chordata, Actinopteri, Cypriniformes, Cyprinidae. Bases 85 to 1923 code for a protein of 612 amino acids. Gene Ontology annotation, cellular component: plasma membrane. The transcript is spliced from 12 exons.
CCCUGUUUAUAGUUAGUUGUGCGAGUACAUAACCCAGCUGUGGUGCACACACACACACACACACACACACACUCUCACAUCAGGAUGGACACAGCCAGCGAGCAGGAACGGCCCAAAUGGGACAAUAAGGUCCAGUAUCUGCUGACGUGCAUCGGAUUCGCCGUGGGACUCGGGAACGUCUGGAGAUUCCCGUACCUCUGCCAGAUCUACGGAGGAGGUGCGUUCCUGAUCCCGUACCUGAUCGCACUGGUCUUCGAGGGGCUACCUCUGCUGUAUCUGGAGCUGGCCAUCGGUCAGAGUCUGAGGAAGGGCAGCAUCGGCGUCUGGCACUCCAUCUCUCCUCUGCUGGGUGGAGUCGGCGUGGCGUCGAUGAUCAUCUCGUUGCUGGUGGGUUUGUUUUAUAACACCAUCCUGGCCUGGGUUCUCUGGUACUUCUUCCACUCGUUUCAGGAGCCACUGCCCUGGAGUCAAUGCCCCAUCAGCGAGAACCGCACCGGUUAUGUGCAGGAGUGUCUGGCCAGCACACCGGUCAACUACUUCUGGUACAGACAGACACUGAACAUCACGCCGGACAUCGAGCAGAGCGGCUCGCUGCAGUGGAGGCUCGUCGUGUGUCUGGCCUCGGCCUGGAGCAUCGUCUACAUCUGCUUCAUACGGGGCAUCGAGACCAUCGGCAAGGCCGUGUAUGUGACGGCCACAUUUCCAUAUCUGGUGUUGACCAUCUUCCUGGUGAGGGCCCUUACUCUGCCCGGGGCCACAGACGGGCUUCGGUACCUCUUCACUCCAGACUGGGCGCUGCUGAUGGAUCCUCAGGUUUGGCUGGACGCUGCGACCCAGAUCUUCUUCUCUCUGUCUCUGGCGUUCGGGGGACUCAUCGCCUUCUCCAGCUACAACCCCAAAAAGAAUGACUGUGAACGGGACACUCUGGUUGUUGGGAUCAUUAACAGCGCCACGUCUCUCUACGCUUCCAUUCCCAUCUUCGCCAUCCUGGGCUUCAAAGCCACCAGCAACUUCAACUCCUGCAUUGACAGUAACAUCCUGGAUCUGACCAACGCUUUCGACGUCACCGAAGGAAACAUCACGAUGGAGAACUACGAGAGCUGGUUAACAUAUCUGAACUCCACCGAUCCGGACAAGGUGUCCAGUCUGAACCUCAAACACUGCGAGCUCCAGAGCUUUCUGGACCAGAGUGCUUCAGGAACGGGGCUGGCGUUCAUCGUGUUCACGGAGGCUGUGAUCGAGAUGCCGGGGUCACAGGUGUGGGCCGUGCUCUUCUUCGUCAUGCUCUUCAGUCUGGGUCUGUCCUCCAUGUUCGGGAAUCUGGAGGGAGUCCUGACGCCGCUGCUGGACCUGCAUCUGGUGCCCAGCUGGAUGCCCAAAGAGCUCUUCACAGGUCUGAUCUGUGUGUUCAACUUCCUGGUGGCCCUGAUCUUCACGCUGGGAUCUGGCAACUACUGGCUGGAGAUCUUCAACAGUUAUGUGGGCUCCAUCCCUCUCCUCGUCAUCGCCUUCUGUGAGAUCAUCGGCGUCGUCUUCUUCUACGGGAUGAAGCGGUUCAGUGAUGAUAUCGAGAGCAUGACGGGCCGCCGGCCGAACCUGUUCUGGCGCGUGUGCUGGAUGGGCAUCAGUCCCAUCAUGCUCCUGGUGGUUCUGGUGGCGUACAUCGUGGUCCAGGUCCAGAAACACCCCACAUAUCCUGCCUGGAACCCAGAAUACGAAAAGUUCCCGGAGUCGGAGGUGAAGCCGUACUCGGACUGGGUGUUUGCCAUCUGUGUGCUGCUGAGCACCGCUCCGGUUGUCUCCAUCCCCAUCGUAGCUGUUUACAGACUGAUCCGACGGCAAACACGGCCACAGACCGGCAGCAGUCUCCCAAACCCCUACGACAACCAGGCCUUCAGCACCGAGAGCUUCAAAGCGCUCUAGAGACACUUCCCAUCAUUCCCUGCAGCACCAUCCCUAACCCUUCCGGAAGAAGGAUCUGAACUCUUAAACUUUUACUAAAACUUUACAUACUUUUUAUUACUAAAAAUGUUUUUUGUUGUUGUUCUUAAACUAGGAGGAUAAAAAGCAAAAAAAUAAAAAAUAAAAAAUAAUAAUAAUAAUGACCAUUUAAAACGAACAUCUUCAGAAAGAAUCUGAACUCUGAAAAUUAUUAUGACUUUACUGCAUCUUUACAUUAUUUAAAUUAAGAAAAACAAAAAAUUCAUUGAAAUUUUAUUUUUUGUUACUAAAAUAGCUGAUAGCAGAUGUUUUUCCUCUUUCAAUUAACUUAUUGUUUUAUUUCUAAAGAUUAUUUG